Messenger RNA from Sorex fumeus (smoky shrew), 2213 nucleotides. RefSeq names its product inositol polyphosphate-5-phosphatase A (gene INPP5A). The coding region runs from base 107 to 1351 and encodes 414 amino acids. The transcript has 16 exons. Gene Ontology annotation, molecular function: inositol-polyphosphate 5-phosphatase activity. Gene Ontology annotation, biological process: phosphatidylinositol dephosphorylation. NCBI's taxonomy places the organism in Eukaryota, Metazoa, Chordata, Mammalia, Eulipotyphla, Soricidae. The record is from RefSeq and is a predicted model, not a curated record.
GCGCGCGCGGCCGGAGCCCCGGCCAGGCCCGGCCCGACCGCGGCCCGCGAUGCGCCCCGGGGCCGCCCCCCGGCGCCGCUGACGCGCGGCCGCGCACUCCGGCCCGAUGGCGGGGAAGGGGAAGGCGGCGCCCGCGGGCCCCGCGCUGCUGCUGGUCACGGCCAACGUGGGCUCGCUGUUCGACGACCCCGAGAACCUGCAGAAGAACUGGCUUCGGGAGUUUUACCAGGUGGUGCACGCGCACACGCCCCAUUUCCUGGCGCUGCACUGCCAGGAGUUUGGAGGGAAGAACUAUGAGGCGUCCAUGGCCCACGUGGACAAGUUCGUCAAAGAGCUGCUGUCGAGUGACGCCAUGAAGGAGUACAACAGGGCCCGCGUCUACCUGGACGAGAACUACAAGUCCCAGGAGCACUUCACGGCUCUGGGAAGCUUCUAUUUCCUCCACGAAUCCCUAAAAAACAUUUACCAGUUCGACUUCAAAGCCAAGAAGUACAAGAAGGUCACGGGCAAGGAGAUCUACUCGGACACGCUGGAGAGCACGGCCAUGCUGGAGAAGGAGAAGUUCCCGCAGUGCUACUUCCCCGAGUGCAAAUGGUCCAGGAAAGGCUUCAUCCGGACGAGGUGGUGCAUCGCUGACUGCGCCUUCGACCUGGUGAACAUCCACCUCUUCCAUGACGCGUCCAACCUGGUGGCCUGGGAGAGCAGCCCCUCAGUGUAUGCCGGCAUCCGGCACAGGGCCCUGGGCUACGUUCUCGACAGAAUCGUCGACCAGAGGUUCGAGAAGGCCGCCUACUUCGUCUUCGGAGACUUCAACUUCCGGCUGGACUCCAAGUCCGUGGUGGAGACCCUCUGUACCAAGGCCACCAUGCAGACUGUGCGGGCAGCGGACACCAACGAGGUGGUGAAGCUCAUCUUCAGGGAGUCGGACAAUGACCGGAAGGUGAUGCUGCAGCUGGAGAAGAAGCUGUUCGAGUACUUCAACCAGGAUGUUUUCCGGGACAGCAACGGCACCGCGCUCUUAGAGUUCGACAGAGAGCUGUCCGUGUUUAAGGACAGGCUGUGUGAGCUGGACAUCUGCUUCCCUCCCAGCUACCCCUACAGCGAGGACAGCAGCCAGGGCCAGCUGUACAUGAGCACGCGCUGCCCAGCCUGGUGUGACCGGGUGCUCAUGUCCCCGACCGCUAAGGAGCUGGUCCUGAGGUCGGAGAGCGAGGAGAAGGUCGUCACCUACGACCACAUGGGGCCCAGCGUCUGCAUGGGAGACCACAAGCCCGUGUUCCUGGCCUUCCGCCUGGCGCCCGGGGCAGGUAAACCUCACGCCCGUGUGCGCAAGUGUUGUGUAGUGCAGUGACGUGUGAGCAGGAGAGGGCAGCGGCACGAGAAGCCCCCUCGUGACCCCCUGUAGCUGGCGGCAGGAGCAGCGUCCAUCCGUCCGUCUGUCCGUCGUCCGUCCGUCCGCGAGCCCUGAGCCGCCGCCACGGCUGGCCGCACACUCCGCUUCAGCUCCGGACUGUUCCGGACUGUUCCGAGCCUCACAUACCUCACUGUCCUGUCUGCUCAUGUGACAUCAAGUAGAAAUACUGGGUUUUCAAUAAGUCACAGUGCUGUUGCCAAAAGUCUCGUAGACAGCAAGGCUCCCGCUGCGGCCCCGCGCGGCAGGCGCACACAGGCGCGGGGGCCCUCCGCAGCCGGGCCGGGGACAGCCGGAGACCCGGGUCCCCGCACUCACUUCGCGACCCUCUGUCCGUCACUCUACUGCCAUGCUCCAUGGUUUUUGAAUCACUGCGGCUGCUUCCCAUUUUAUAUCUAUAAAUAUAUAUAAAUAUAUACUUUUUAAAGUAAUUUAUAAAUCUUACCCAAACUUAGGCUAAAUAGACUUUCCAGGCGGAUAGCGGCGGGCAGCGGGUGUCCCCGCCAGCCCCCGCCCGGCCCGGGAGCACUGGGCCUCUGGGUGCCCGUGCAGCCCUCCCGCUCUGGAUGGGCAGCGGAACCGCCCAGAGACGGCUCUGCCUGCUGCUCCCGCUAGCUCUGCCCUGGGCCGGGACCGCUUCAGAACACUACAGACCCCGGCCGGCCGGCCGCGAGGCGGGCGUCUGCCCUAGACGAAUCACUACUAUUGGGGGUGGGGCCCCGCUUCCUUCGGGUCACCUGGGAGGCCUUUAGAAGUGGCCAUUUUUGUUUCCUAAGCAAUAAACCUGAUCAUGGUGACAAGA